UGUGAUGUGUCGACUGAACCUCGGCUGACUACUUCUUUCGGCUCUGAUUGAUAAAAAACCAACGACACUUUGUGCUUUCAGCCCUCAAAGCCCGUUUUCUGAGCCUGAACCCGUCCCAGAUUUGAACCAGACCCGGACUACACAGACGUGACGCUGGGACAAUGGAGUCUAACGUGAUCCCGGACAGUAUCCGCCCUCAGAGGCUGCAGCCGGGGAUUGGAUUCGGUUCAGGACCGACCGGGACCCUCCGCUCCUCCUCUCUCCGGCCCGGGGUUACGGUCCCCAUCGCGCCACUGCUGCCCUCCCCGGCCUCCUUGGCCGCCUCCUCCGGGCCUCCUCCUCCUCCGCCACCGCUGCAGCUCCACAGCCUGUACGGAGGCAUCGGCGCCGGGCUAGGGCCGGGGGCCGGCGGCCACUGCAACCCGGGGAACCCGGCGGUGCUGAAGGAGGCGGUGGAGGCUGUGGUCCGCAGCUUCGCUAAACACACGCAGGGCUACGGCAGAGUAAACGUGGUGGAAGCUUUACAGGAGUUUUGGCAGAUGAAGCUGACCAGAGGGGCCGACUUGCGGAACGGAGCUCUCGUUGUUUAUGAAAUGGUCCCAUCCAACAGCCCACCGUAUGUUUGCUAUGUUAGUCUUCCAGGAGGCAGCUGCUUUGGAAGUUUCCAGUUCUGUCCCACCAAGGCAGAGGCCAGACGCAGUGCUGCCAAGAUUGCUCUCAUGAACUCUGUUUUCAAUGAGCAUCCCUCUCGUCGCAUCACAGACGACUUCAUUGAGAAGAGCGUCAGUGAGGCUCUGGCCUCCUUCAAUGGAAACAGAGAAGAGGCAGACAAUCCAAACACGGGGAUCGGGGCAUUUCGCUUCAUGCUCGAGUCCAACAAAGGAAAAUCAAUGCUGGAGUUUCAGGAGCUGAUGACUGUUUUCCAGCUUCUGCACUGGAACGGAAGCCUGAAAGCCAUGAGAGAACGACAGUGUUCCCGACAGGAAGUGCUGGCUCACUAUUCCCACCGGGCUUUGGAUGAUGACAUGCGCACUCAGAUGGCUGCCGACUGGGUGAACCGGGAACAGAGCGUCGCGGGCGCUAUCGGCCAGGAGCUGGCUUCCACAGAGCGAGAACUGGAGGAGGCCAGACUGGCGGGCAGAGAACUGCGUUUUUACAAGGAGAAGAAAGACAUCCUGAUGUUAGCUGUGGGCCAACUCAAUGCAGCCAACACUGCCACUCUGCCCUCACACUAAACACGCCGUCCGUUGCGAAAACAUGCCUUCACACCCUGUAGGAUUCCUGGUAACAGUAUUGAUCGCGUCCAUAGAUAUAAAGGUGAUUCUUCUGAACUUAUACGUUUUAUAUCUUGUGUGUUGUUAUGAGGUCCAGGUAAUCAGGCCUUGAUUUACAGUAUGCACGUCCGUCCGUAAAAACAAGCACUUGCCACCAUAGCCGUUACCUCUUUGUGCCUAGUGAAUACAGGAUAUCAGUGCUUCUUUCAAAUUACCUGUACAUAUGCUCCCAGCUGACUGGGGUUUUUUUUUUUUUUUCAUGGUUUCAUAUCUAUUUCCUCAAAGUAGACCUACAGAAACAAAGCCUGCCUUUCAUUGGUGAAUGUACGGGACAUAUGACCCAUCAAACCAAACCAGAAUUAAGGGAUGAAUCAUUCUGAAGUCAGACAAGCGUGUUUCAUUAAUGUUUUAAUGUGUGUGUUUAUACUUACAUCUAGUAUUCUGGACUCAAGACGGUGAAAAGAAUGGACCCUGUGUCUAUUAAUAGAGCAAAUAACUAAAUAUAAUACUACAUAAACUGCAACAACUUCAAUGCCUUGGAUAAAGAUCUUACUGAAUAUGAACACAACUCAAUCAGGUCAUGUUAAGCCUGUUGUACAAAGAAUAUUGUGUUUGGAAUUUGAAGCAUCUAAUAACUUCAGAAUUUUAGUGCGAAUAGAAACUCUUAUUGGCUCGUGUAAUAAUUUGUGGGUACUUGGCAAAGAUGUCAGCAGGUGACUGACCGCUCUGACAGCAGCUCAGGUAUCUCAAACAUCGGACCAUCACUCUGUUUUUUCUAUCUUAUUUUGUUUGUGUUUGUGUGUAUG
This is a messenger RNA of Scomber japonicus (chub mackerel), 2080 nucleotides long. It is a transcript of the gene lix1l, whose product is annotated as limb and CNS expressed 1 like. The transcript has 6 exons. Gene Ontology annotation, biological process: autophagosome maturation. The record is from RefSeq and is a predicted model, not a curated record. Gene Ontology annotation, cellular component: cytoplasm. NCBI's taxonomy places the organism in Eukaryota, Metazoa, Chordata, Actinopteri, Scombriformes, Scombridae. The coding region runs from base 162 to 1235 and encodes 357 amino acids.